Messenger RNA from Asparagus officinalis (garden asparagus), 2976 nucleotides. Its product is annotated as putative pentatricopeptide repeat-containing protein At5g09950. The record is from RefSeq and is a predicted model, not a curated record. Gene Ontology annotation, molecular function: RNA binding; zinc ion binding; protein binding. Gene Ontology annotation, biological process: RNA modification. The transcript has 2 exons. NCBI's taxonomy places the organism in Eukaryota, Viridiplantae, Streptophyta, Magnoliopsida, Asparagales, Asparagaceae. The coding region runs from base 122 to 2824 and encodes 900 amino acids.
CGAACACGCCCACAAUCUGUUUGACGAAAUCCCCCAACGAAACGCCGUCUCCUAUAACUGCCUCAUUUCCGGCUACGCCAAUGCCGGUCAUCCCCAAAAUGCCCUUAACUUGUUCAAAUCGAUGGUCUCUGAUGGUUGCUUGCCUACUCAUUUUACUCUCGCCGCCGCUCUUCGUGCGUGUCAGGAUUGUGCGCCCGACAGGUUUGGAUUUGGGGUUCAGGUUCACGGCUUGCUGGCAAAGACCCAGCAUGCAUCCGAUACUGUUGUGUGCAAUGCGUUGAUUUCGAUGUAUGGGAGCUGUUGCUUGGAGUCUUCGAGCUAUGCACAUUGUGUGUUUGAUGAGAUGUUGACGAAGAAUUUGAUCUCUUGGAAUUCGAUUAUUGGGGUGGAUUCUCGCAGAGGAGACGUUGCUUCUGCGUUUGAGCUUUUCUCGGAAAUGCAGGCGGAGGGUUUUGAGCCGAGCGAGCAUACAUUUGGGAGCCUGAUUAUCUCGACUUAUGAUUGUGGGCCUGGAAAUUUCAUUCUUGAUCAGUUGCUUGCACGGGUCUCAAAGAAUGGGUUUCUGAGCAAUCUCUAUGUGGGCAGUGCUUUGGUCAGUGCGUUUGCUAGGUUCGGAGUGUUUUAUAAAGCAAGAGGAGUUUUCGUACAGAUGAGCGAAAAGAAUGCAGUAUCUAUGAACGGUUUGAUUGUGGGAUUGGUUAAGCAGAAUCAAGGAGAAGAGGCUGUUGAGGUUUUUAGGGAGACCGGGGAUUCAAUUGAGAUAAACUCUGAUUCUUAUGUAGUUCUUCUUAGUGCGAUUUCAGAGUUCAAAGUGCCAGAGGAAGGAAGGAGGAUGGGGAGAGAAGUUCAUGGGUUUUUGAUUAGGACCGGUUUGAUUGGAAUUAAGGUUGCAAUUGAGAAUGGGUUGGUUAACAUGUACGCAAAAUGUUGUGCUAUUGAAGAAGCAUGUUGGAUUUUUGAACAUAUGCGUGUAAGGGAUCAGAUUUCCUGGAGUUCAAUUAUAUCGGGUCUCGAUCAAAAUGGAAUUUUUGAAGAGGCAUUACUGAGAUUUGGCGAUAUGCUCAGAACCGGCAUCGUGCCUUCAAAAUUUACAUUAAUCAGCUCAUUGAGUUCCUCUGCAGGCUUGGGUCUCUUAAGUUCUGGAACACAAGUACACGCUGUUGCUAUGAAAUUUGGUCUUGACUUGGAUGUUUCUGUGGCAAAUUCGCUUCUUAAACUGUAUGGUGAAUGUGGAAGUAAUUUAGAUUGCUGGAAGGUAUUCAAUUCUAUGUCUGAUUAUGACCUAGUUUCAUGGAAUUCUAUGAUUGGUUUGUUAGCCAAAUCUGAGGAAUCCUUGGAUCGAUCGGUUGGGGUUUUCUUAGAUAUGAUGAGACGUGGAUGGACGCCAAACAAAGUAACACUCAUAAACGUUCUCUCUGCUUUAUCUCCGCUUUCGGUUCUUGAAUUAGGCAAGCAAGUUCAUGCUCUAGUGCUGAAACGUUCAAUUUCAGAUAAUAAUACCAUCGAUAAUGCCCUAAUUUCUUGCUAUGCGAAGUCGGGCGAUAUGGACUCCAGCGAGCAAAUCUUUACAAGAAUGUAUAAUAGGAGAGACGGUAUGUCAUGGAAUUCUAUGCUUGCAGGCUAUGUUCAGAAUGGUCUUCUGUCUAAAGCCAUGGAUUUUCUCUGGUUCAUGAUGCAAAAUGAUCAAAAUAUGGAUUCAUUCACAUUUGCAACUGUUAUAAGUGCUUGUGCCUCAAUAGCGACAUUAAAUCGUGGGAUGGAAAUCCAUGCUUUUAGACUACGGUCUCAGUUAGAAUCAGAUGUUGUUGUCGAUAGUGCUCUUGUUGACAUGUACUCAAAAUGUGGAAGAAUAGAUUAUGCCUCCAAGGCUUUCAGAUUGAUGCCUGUGAAGAACGAGUUCUCUUGGAAUUCUAUGAUCUCGGGCUAUGCUAGACAUGGGCAUGGUGAAAAAGCCCUAGAGCUUUUCAAGGAGAUGCAGAGAACCAAGCAAAAACCUGAUCAUGUGACGUUUGUUGGGGUUUUACAUGCUUGUAGCCAUUCUGGGUUGGUGGAAAAAGGACUGGAGUAUUUUGAAUCUAUGAGCAAGAACUAUGGAUUGGUUCCUCGUAUGGAGCAUUAUUCUUGUGUUGUAGAUAUCUUGGGACGAGCGGGCGAGCUCAACAAGAUGGAAGAUUUCAUUAGAAGAAUGCCAAUGAGCCCUAAUAUUCUUAUUUGGAGAACAGUAUUAGUUGCUUGCUGUAGAUCGAAAGAUGGUGCGAAAAGCAAUUUGGGGGAAAAAGCUUCUCAGAUGCUUGUAGAACUCGAACCUCAGAAUCCAGUAAAUUAUAUACUCUCUUCUAAUCUAUAUGCAUUGAGAGGGAGUUGGGAAAAUGUAGCAAAAUCUCGAGCUGCAAUGAGAGGAGUAACAACAAAAAAGGAAGCAGGAUGCAGUUGGGUCAAUUUAAGGGAUGGAGUUCAUGUUUUUAUGGCUGGAGAUAGAUUGCAUUCUGAUACAGAAGAGAUAUAUGCAAAACUACGACUUUUGAAUCAAAAGAUGAAGGAUUUGGGUUAUGUUCCUAAGACAGAUUUUGCUUUAUAUGAUCUCGAAGUAGAAAACAAAGAGGAGUUGUUGAGUUACCAUAGUGAGAAGCUAGCAGUCGCAUUUGUUCUUACCCGCUCUUCAGGAAGGAUGCCGAUAAGAAUCAUGAAGAAUCUUAGGGUUUGUGGGGAUUGUCACUCGGCGUUUGGAUACAUUUCUAAGAUUGUUGAACGGCAGAUAAUUUUAAGGGAUAGUAAUAGGUUUCAUCAUUUUGAAGAUGGAAAAUGUUCCUGUGGGGAUUACUGAUGAUCUUGUCCAGUUUAAUUAUUGUGCAACUUUUGCUGAGAACAAGAGCAGCUGGUUCUUAUUCUUCUGUAUAGGUACUGAUCUUGACCAAUAGAACUGUAUUGGUACUUUUCAUUUCAUGUUUAAAUAACACAGUUCGUUAAGAUAUCUGA